This is a messenger RNA of Helianthus annuus (common sunflower), 1314 nucleotides long. RefSeq names its product S-type anion channel SLAH1. NCBI's taxonomy places the organism in Eukaryota, Viridiplantae, Streptophyta, Magnoliopsida, Asterales, Asteraceae. Gene Ontology annotation, molecular function: voltage-gated monoatomic anion channel activity. Bases 31 to 1161 code for a protein of 376 amino acids. The record is from RefSeq and is a predicted model, not a curated record. Gene Ontology annotation, biological process: intracellular monoatomic ion homeostasis; transmembrane transport. The transcript has 2 exons. Gene Ontology annotation, cellular component: membrane.
AGAAAACCUAGAAACAUCUCAAGUCCAACAAUGGUUCAACCCGAAUCACUAUUGGAUCUUGUUAUUGAUUCUCCAUGCAACAAACACCAAGAACAACCCAUAGAGAAAUCAAUUCCUAAUAAACAAGAAAAAGACUCAAAGCCUUCAAUUCUAGUUAAUAUUGAUGCAAGCUACUUCAGGAUUUGUAUAUCCCUUAGUGGUCAAGCCUUGUUAUGGAAAACACUUAGUGCAAAAACAGACAUCCCACCAACAUUUGAUAACUUGUUUAUCAAGUUACCAUCAACUGCUUUUCUCCUCAUAUGGUGUCUAUCUGUUGCCAUAUUAGUGUGUCUCUCUAUCCUCUACACUAUGAGGUGUAUUUUCUACUUUAACAUGGUGAAAGCCGAAUUCAAACACCAUGUAGGAGUAAAUUACCUUUUUGCACCUUGGAUAUCAUGGCUCCUAUUGCUUCAAUCAGCUCCUUCAUUCAUUUUUCAUAAUAAAUACUCUUAUGAGUAUGUAUGGUGGCUACUUAUAAUUCCUGUCGUAGGCCUUGAUGUCAAGGUGUACGGGCAAUGGUUCACAACCGAAAAACGGUUUUUAUCGAUGGUGGCUAACCCUACAAGCCAACUGUCUGUGAUAGGGAAUUUUGUAGGAGCCCAUGCAGCUAUUAAAAUGGGGUGGAGAGAAACUGGUGCUUGUUUGUUUACAUUGGGACUUGCUCAUUAUAUGGUGGUUUCUAUCACCCUUUAUCAGCGGUUAUCGGGUAGUAAUCACCUCCCAUCCCGGCUCAGACCGGUUUUCUUCCAGUUUGUGGCCACCCCGAGCAUGGCAGCCUUAGCUUGGAAGUCCAUUAAUGGAAGCUUUGAUAUCCAAUGCAAGAUGCUCUUUUUUCUAUCGUUAUUUUUGUUUACAUCGUUGGCUAGCCGGCCGAUGCUAUUUAAAAAAUCGGUGAAAGAGUUUAGUGUGGCAUGGUGGGCUUUCUCCUUCCCGCUUACCUUUCUUGCUCUGGCUUCGACAGCAUACGCUCAACAGGUGAAGUCUGUCACAGCAAUCGCAUUGGCAGCGGUUUUAUCAGCAAUUUCUGUGCUUGUUUUCCUCUUCCUGUUAGUCUUCUCCACAAUAAAGAUUGACGUGCUUCUAAACAAUCCGAUCCUCAAAUUCUCUAGUGAUUCAGUAUAAAAAAAUUGUACAUUAAUUAAAAUUACGUUCUCUCCUUUAAUGGCUAGAUUUGUUAUAUAUGCAUACAAUAAGGAGUUAAAGGAGUGAAGAGGCGUUGAAAUAUAUAUAGUUCCUGUUUUCAACAAAGUUAUUAAGCAAAAUCAAUUAAUUAUA